Molecule: messenger RNA, 618 nt
Organism: Penicillium oxalicum
Lineage: Eukaryota; Fungi; Ascomycota; Eurotiomycetes; Eurotiales; Aspergillaceae
Product: ankyrin repeat domain-containing protein
Exons: 2
Coding region: 1-618 (205 amino acids)
Molecular function (GO): protein binding
Source: RefSeq, a predicted model, not a curated record
AUGCAUGCUGAGGGGGAUUCCAUGUUGGUGUUCACCCAGUGGCACGACGACGACACAGCCGGCGCCGAUAACUGGGCGGGCAGCAAUGAUCACUCUCUACCGGAACUCGAUCUCCUCAUGACCGUGUCAGGGCAAUUACAAGAUGAAUCUCUCACCCAUCCAGGAACAUUUUUCAUGGACGAAUAUGCCAUGACAGUUCCCGCUGAUGCUGCACUCCCCUCGGUUCUCGCUGGAACUUCCCCCAACCAACUGAACUCUCCUGCCUCAUCAUUACCACCUCAGACCCGACCGAAUUCCAUACCCGAUCAACCCAGCCAGCCUGGGCCCAAUUCAUCCUGCUGCUCUGCUCAUGAACGUAUUGUGCAUCUCCUUCUCUCGAAUGGGGCUAAUGUCAAUGUGCAAAAUGCGAAUGGGCAGACACCUCUCCAUAUAGCGGCCCAGCAUGGUCAUAUCGGAAUUGUGAGGCUUUUACUGGCUUCCAAAUUCAUCGACGUGAAUAUUCAAGACCACCGUGGAGCGACGCCUCUGCACCUUGCAAGUGAAAAUGGCCAUGCUAUGGUGGUCACUCUUUUGGUGGAACAUAACGCUCGGCUAGACGUGAGGACAACGAGCGUAUGA